AAAACUUUGACAUUCAAUGUCAGACUCCAUGUAAAAUUUGUUGUAGAUCAAAUUUUAUGUUCGUGUAAAUUGAGAGUAAAUCAGUAUGGAAAAUCAUUUAUUUUUGUUGGAGCUCUUCGUGGAAACCAUAUCGUUCUCGUCCAACCUUCCAGAAUACCCUUUACUUCAGGAUGUUAAAGUUACGGCCAGCAUGGGAGACUAUGUUAAUAUAGAAAUAGUUUCAUUACAAACACCUUCAGGAAUGAAUGAACCUCAGAAAGACGUAACUUUCAAUUCGGGGAUGUCAAGUCUAUUUGCAGGCACGCAGGAGGAGCUGUUGCAGAAUAUGAACAAAGAUACUUUUACUAUUAACGUUUUCGUCAAGCAGAAAUUAGUGUCGAGCGCUCCGAUUGGUUUACCGAAGGACUUUUACACUCUGGUUAAACAGUGUCAUGAAACUCAAGGUGUGAUAGGUCCUGUUUCGAUCCAAGAUCAAUUUUUGUUGCAAGAGGCUGGCGGCGAACGAAUUAUAGGCGAUAUCAAAGCAGCAGUACGACUAUCGUCCUUUGGCGCUUGCAUUAAAACUAGCUUCCAGUUGAUCAAGACUGAGCAAGGCGUGCAUAAGAAGUUCCUGGUUAAGGGAGCACGAGGAGAGACGACAUUCGAAUGCCAGAAGCUAAAUGCUGGGAACUCUGCGGAACUUCUUCCUCUAACAACUCUGUUUACGGACGUUGAAAGUCCUCCUGCAAGUAUUUGUCCCGUCGAAGACGACCGUGUCUCUUGGAUGGCCCUGUUCAAAUCCGCGAUGGACCCGAGAGUUAGCGUAACCCCUGAGGAGUUCAAUGUAGCCAUUUCGACUCUGUUCGACAGGAAAACUGCGUCGAAUAUAACUUUCGACAUUAUUUCCAUAAUGGACAGACCGGAAGAAAACAAAUACGUAGAUCUGCGAAUCAAGGGUGGUUCGCAUGGGUUCAUAUUCGAGUUCGAUAUGCCAAAACAGGACGGUAGCCAAAAAACAGACUUCAGUUCACUACAGGAAGAAGAACUUACCGUAGAAAAAAUUAACAAGAUGUUGUGCAAAAAUAAAGAUUGUCCAGCUGUACGGAAAUUUAAAGAAAUGGGAAUCGGACCCUUCGCGAUCCAUAAAGGUUUGGGUACGGUUUACGGCGAACCCUCGCUUCCUGUAACGUACGGCUUAACUCAAACUUACGGAGUUUUCGACGAGUACGGUCCCUAUGGGUUGUUUUCGAGGCCCAAAACACCUUCACAACCGUUUAUACCAAAGCAGCAAAGCAACUGGCAGUCUUCCUGCUGGAAACCCAAAAAAAGAAAAGACAAGGAAUGCGUUUGUUGUUGUCAAAAGUACAAUUACGGUGCUUGCCAUUGCAAGCCGCAGAAGUCACCUCUGCGUCUAAAUGGUGGAUCAGUGGGCGAAUCCGUGAGUUUCUCGCAAGAAUACAACCAAAAAAUCAACAAACACCACCAAGUGCUGCGAUUGAAUGGUGGGGGCGUGCUGGACUAUGACGACGUUAAAAGCCCUUUCCACGAAUGUAAGGAAAUCAUGGAUCAAUUUGACGAAGUCCUGCGCAAGUACAAGAAGGCGUUAGGUCCAUGUGGGCAUGUGACGUGUCCCUUUGCGCCCAACGUUACUAAGGAGAGUUGCAAGAAGAUGUGCACUCAUGGUAUGGAUGUUUACUCAGCCUCAAACAUCGUUCCACAGGAGACUGAGACUGAAAAGACGUGUCCGCUGCCUUCUCCGUCGACCAAAUUUAAACCGAAAGGAGCCUGUGGGUCUGCGAAAUGUGCUUACGCCAAGUACAAACACGGUCUUAUGGACCAGGACGUGGAUAUUGAAAUAGCGACUCUUCCCCCUGCUAAACGUUCGUGCGGGCAUCCGAAGUGUCCCGUUGAGCCGGAGUUACCACCCAUACAUUGGGACUGUCCAGAUCCUUUACCUAAAGGCAAGUGCAAGAACCCCAACUGUCCGUACUUGCCUAAAGAAAUCAAAUGUUUGAACGCAGUACUAGGAAAAGGGGUUUGUGGUAACUUCAACUGUCCUUUCGCUCCUCCAGAUCCGUGUAAAUCUCCUUAUUGUCCGUUCCAACCCAGACAAUGUCCUUAUGAAAGUGAUUCUGAUAGUUAUUGUACCGAUGAAGAGUGUCUUUUUCCAUCUAAGAGGAAAGAUAAUGUCGGUAGUCAAAACCAUCCCGCUGCAUCCCAACAGUAUGGCGACAAUCGGUGUCCACCGGUGUCAUGUUGGAAUCCUUUAUUAGCGUACUAUGCAUUGGCUACAGGUGAUCAAAACUUACUCCAAAUAUGCUUUGGGGGUCCCGAAUGCCCUUACAAUAUGCAACAAGAUGUCUGUCCUCCGCCCCCUCCUUGCCCCCAAGGGGGGGGAAAAUCUAAAAAAAGUGCUGACGAUAGUACGUGCGCUAGAAAGAUGGUAAAAAAGACACCAUCUCCUUGCUACCCACCUAUGGAAAGCAAAUGUGGCAAUCCUAAUUGCCCCUACGCAAAGAAAGCUGAAGUAUUGAAACAACAUGGCGGUGCAGGGGAAGGAAAAGAAGGAGACAUAGAAUAUACCUCAGACACUCGUUUGUCUGUGGAUUUGGCUCCUUGUCACCCUGGCACUUGUAAAUAUCAAAAGGGCAGUAAUUUGACGUGUGAAGCAUGUUGCCCAGAAAAAAUCAAAGUAAAUGACCUCUGUCAAAAUCCCAAUUGUCCCUUUGCACCAGCAUCAGCAACCUGCUACAUAAAACCACCUCCUUGUUACGAACAACCUGAAAAUGACGAUGUGUGUGGAAACCCUGACUGUCCCUUUUCUCCGAAGCCUUCUUGCGGCGGACCUCCUUGUGGCAGUCUCAUUUGUCCAGGCAGUGUCCCACCUUGCGGAAGUCCUGUUUGCCCAGGGAAUGCACCUCCUUGCGGAAGUCCAAUUUGUCCCGGAAGUGUUUCUCCGUGCGCAAGUCCAGUUUGUCCCGGAGGCAUUCCUCCGUGCGGGAGUCCAGUUUGUCCAGGUGUCCCUGCUAAUGAUUGUACGCCAAACCCUCCUUGCUUCAAUCCUUGUUCCAUGGCUUUUCCUCCGUGCCCGUUUGGAAUUGACCCAGUAUCAGCUCUGCUCGCUUUGGGAAUGCCAAUUUCUCUAUGUCCGGACGGUAUCUGUCCUUUCCCUACCAAAGACACAUUUCAAAUCUGCUAUGGUGGUCCCACGUGUCCAUUUACGAAGCCUCCAGUAUGUACACCAGAACCAUGUACAACAGAAGUGCAGAGUGUUAAAGAUGAUGAGGUAUGUGACAACGCGGAGUGUCCGUAUGCUGCUAGAAGAGGUGCCGAUGUGACUUCUCAAAGGAGCAAGCCAACGGAGAACGAUGUAGGUGCGGACGUAAAUGUGGGCGAAACUGCUGUAGUAGAUGAAGGCACCGAGUAUAUCACAGAAACUAGAGUUGAAGUGGACCUGGCACCGUGUACUAAGAAAACGUGUCAAUCACAAGGUGGAACUUUGAUCUGUGAGGAAUGCCCCUGCAUGAAGGGUGAAAAGGGAGGAAUAAGUAAAACUAAAGCUACCGAAAAAAAGAACAAAAGCAAAAUUUCAACGACCAAGACAAAAAAAACAAAAAAAAAGGGCAAGUUUGUGUAUUCCAUCGGUGAUAAGUAUACAGGAGUGCAGGUAGGCCACAAGGAAUGCGUGAUGCCGGCUUUUAACGUGCCGCCGAAGAUGGGUUGGUUGUGGAAUAUUUGGACUCCAUGCAAUCGAUUGAAGCCAAGGAGAGGAUGGCGCCCGGGGGCCAUCGCCAGAAGUAUUGCCGAGACAAUCAGAAAGCACAGAGCAGCACAAGGCCUUCCAAUGUUGGAAGUGAACCGAUUCCGAACAGGGAAGAAAGACUACGACCGAACCGAAUCUGCCACUUCUGUUAAUGUUAAACCUAAAGCAACACUACAAAUAAAGAAACAUGACGGGUGCUACUGGAUCACGAUGAACCCUUUGAAGGACCCACAUACCUUGGUUGAAAAUGAAAACCCGUACAUGGAAUGCACGCCACUGCAAUUUAAGAUAAGUAAAAACAAAGACAAAAAGGCGGAAGAAGAAAAUGAGGAAUAUAAGUCGUGUUUCUGUGAAGGCGACAAAGAGUUGUCGUCUUCAGACAGUGAACUCGAGAUUGAAUUUACACCACCUGCUGGUAUCAUUCAUCCUGAACGUUUUAAAAAGAAAAGGAACGUCGUGCAUACUGACACUCAAUAUAUGGCUUCUGAUCUUAAGUCUGAAAAAGAGAGUAAGAAAGGAAAGAAAGAAAAGAAGGACAAAAAAGGAAAAGGAAAGAAAGGGAAAGGCAAGAAAGGGAAAAAGGGUAAAAAGAAAUAAAUGUAACGCGUAAAAUGUAACUCGCUCCAACAAAAUUAUUUCUGUUAUUUCUGAUAUUGAUUACUUUUUGUAUGUGUUGUUUAUAUGUAUAAUAAAGAAAAAAUCGGCCGAAAA
Messenger RNA from Zophobas morio, 4453 nucleotides. RefSeq lists its product as uncharacterized. Bases 86 to 4339 code for a protein of 1417 amino acids. The record is from RefSeq and is a predicted model, not a curated record. The transcript is spliced from 4 exons. Lineage: Eukaryota; Metazoa; Arthropoda; Insecta; Coleoptera; Tenebrionidae.